Helianthus annuus (common sunflower) is the source of this 1659-nucleotide messenger RNA. RefSeq names its product adenine nucleotide transporter BT1, chloroplastic/mitochondrial. Gene Ontology annotation, biological process: transmembrane transport. The transcript is spliced from 4 exons. Bases 248 to 1456 code for a protein of 402 amino acids. NCBI's taxonomy places the organism in Eukaryota, Viridiplantae, Streptophyta, Magnoliopsida, Asterales, Asteraceae. The record is from RefSeq and is a predicted model, not a curated record.
AAAUUAGGUCAUUCACAACUUCAUAAAUCACUGUAAUUCCCCCAAAUCAAAACGGCAAACCCCCCAUCUCUCUCUCCCUCUCUCUCUACCUACCAAUUUCAAGAUUUUAGAGAGAGAAACACACACCCACACACACACACAACCUGAAAGAAUGAAUCAGUGAGUGAAAGAAUCAAAGCAGACCAUCAAUUUUUCUUGCCUCAAAGAACCCACCUGAAAAAGGGAAUCUUGAAUCUUGAUUGAAUUAAUGGAUACAAGAAGAUUACUUGAGAAUCAAGGAGAUGGGUUGUUCCCAAAUUCCGGAAUCGGGUUUCUUUGGUGCCCAAGAGACGACAGUUUCUCACAAUCUAGCGGGUUUUUCGCAAGUGUGGGUCAGAUGGGUAAAGGGGGGUUUGGUGGGGUUACCCCUAACUCAAAGAACACCGACAAUCCGGGCGGUAUAAAGCUUCCGCUAUCGUCGAAAUUCGUUUCGAGUACAACAACCGAGUCAAGUUUCCGAGUGGUUGGGGUACCGGAAAUCGAGGCCGAUGAGGAGUUGGUAGGGGCGUUAAAGAAGAAGAAGAAAAACGGUGGGUUGAAGUUGAAGAUUAAGAUUGGUAAUCCGGGGUUACGGCGGUUGAUUAGCGGUGCGAUAGCGGGAGCGGUGUCGAGGACGUCGGUUGCACCGUUGGAGACGAUUAGGACUCAUUUGAUGGUAGGGAGUUGUGGGCAGUCGACAACUGAGGUUUUUCAAGAUAUUAUGAAGAAUGAAGGGUGGACUGGACUUUUUAGGGGUAAUUUGGUCAAUGUCAUUCGUGUUGCGCCUAGCAAAGCAAUUGAGUUAUUUGCUUAUGAUACCGUGAAGAAAAAUUUGGCACCUAAGCCCGGAGAUGAAUUGAAAAUUCGUGUACCCGAGUCAUUGAUUGCCGGUGCGGUUGCUGGGAUUAGCUCUACCAUAUGCACAUAUCCGCUGGAAUUACUAAAAACCCGUCUCACCGUUCAGAGGGGAGUUUACAAGAAUCUUGUCGACGCAUUUGUCAAGAUAAUAAAAGAAGAGGGCCCCGCAGAACUCUACCGCGGUCUAACCCCGAGUCUAAUCGGUGUGGUCCCAUACGCAGCCACUAAUUACUUUGCUUACGACACAUUACGCAAAACCUACAAGAAACUCUUGAAAAAAGAUGAAAUCGGUAAUAUCGCAACUUUGUUAAUCGGGUCAGCAGCCGGUGCGAUCUCAAGCAGUGCAACUUUCCCACUUGAAGUGGCGAGAAAACACAUGCAGGCGGGUGCGAUUAAUGGUCGGGUUUAUGACAACAUGUUGCAUGCGCUUUUAAGUAUUCUUGAGAAGGAAGGUGUUAACGGGUUGUAUCGUGGUUUGGGGCCGAGUUGUAUGAAGCUUAUGCCGGCUGCGGGGAUUUCGUUUAUGUGUUAUGAAGCAUGCAAGAAGAUAUUGGUUGAGAAGGAAGAAGAUGAGCCAUGAAAAAGGGUUUAAUUUAUGUUUUUUUUUUGUUGAAUUUUGGGGGUUUUGGGUUUUGAGAAUAAUGGAUUUUGAAGCCUUUUUUUGGUUUUGUUAGGGGAGAUUUUAGGGGAUUAUGAUGGUAUAAUGGUAGGAUUUCCUUCCAAUUUUACUUCUUUUUGAAAGAGUUUUGGGGUGAUCUUGAAUGCAUGUUUUUGGCAAGGUUU